This is a messenger RNA of Mycena indigotica, 2292 nucleotides long. Its product is annotated as AB hydrolase superfamily protein C4A8.06c. Bases 22 to 2292 code for a protein of 756 amino acids. Gene Ontology annotation, molecular function: hydrolase activity. The transcript is spliced from 15 exons. The record is from RefSeq and is a predicted model, not a curated record. Lineage: Eukaryota; Fungi; Basidiomycota; Agaricomycetes; Agaricales; Mycenaceae.
GCAACUCUCCAAGAACCACAAAUGCCGGUGUCGACUGUUUCUGCCGCAGCCUACAUUGGACCGACAGCAGUCAAAACUUUCUUCAAGCACUCAAAGAAGAAACUCAAAAGGAAGGAGAAAGAAGACGCUCAAGACAGUGUCUUUUUCGACGAGGCAUUUCACAUAGUCAAGUCCUUUAUUGAAUUUGGCACUCUAAACACGGUGGAGAGCCUACAAUCAUUCACAAACACGCAUGUUCCAUCUCCCUAUUGGGCCGUGGUAGCUCCCGUCUCCAUCCCACUCACCACAUGCAAUGCUUCCGCCGACUAUUUGAUUGACUGGUUUGGCCCUGAAGAGCUCAAGUCUGUCGUGGGAGGUGAACGAUGGUGGCAAGUUCGAGGUCUGCAAGGUGUCGACGCAGAAUGGAUCACACAGAAGCAUUUGCUCCCCGACACCAAGGAUGACGACACAUUAGACGAAGCAACCAACGACAUUCGCAGAAUGGAUUCACUUGAAAGGGUUAUGCUAUAUGUCCACGGCGGUGGCUAUUUCUGGGGUUCAAUAAAUACUCACAGAUACCAGCUGAUACGCUAUGCUCGCAAAAUAGAGGGAAGAGUUUUUGCCGUCAACUACAGAAAAGCUCCACAAUAUCCUUGGCCGUGUCCAUUGCAAGACGUACUUGCAGCAUACUUGUAUCUUAUUCGUCCACCACCGAAUGCACCUCACAAGCCAGUAUCACCCUCCAAGAUCGUUUUAGCAGGCGACUCAGCAGGUGGCGGUUUAUGCCUCUCUAUGUUGUCCGUUCUUCGAGACAUGGAUAUUCCUUUACCUUCCGGAGCCGUUCUCAUCUCUCCUUGGGUGGAUCUUACGCACUCACUACCCAGCGUCAUGAACAAUACCAAGUCGGACAUAAUUCCUGAACACGGAUUUCUCGCAAAACCUAGUGCGCUAUGGCCCAUCGACCUUGUAGGAGAGGGUCGGGUAACCUCGACGAAAAGUAACCCCCCGCCGGAACCUGGGCAUGCAGACCAACUUCGUCCUACCGUCGCUCGGGUGCAAGAAGAGGCCGAAGAUAGAUCAGAACCGUCCACUCCUCCCGAUACCACCAAAGCAGAUGCAGACGAAUACGACAUUGACUAUUGGGAACCAAGGCCGCCCAAGGUGCAAAUGGCAGACUCAAAGGCCGUCCCGUUAGAGCUCCACUCCCAAAUUCAACUAUACGCGACCAACGAGCAGUUAACACAUCCCCUUGUCUCCCCGAUCUUGCAGGGCUCUUUGGCAAAUCUUCCUCCGCUUUACAUCCUGGCAGGUGACGGGGAAGUGCUCCGUGAUGAGAUUGUCUAUAUCGCCCAUCGUGCAUCGCACCCAGAAAAAUUUCCGACUCGCAAAGGAACACUCCGGGAUGCUCAUCGGCAGCAGGAAAACGCAGGUCGUUACACUGAGCCCACAAAAGUUCAUCUUGAACUGUAUGAUGAUAUGUGUCAUGUUCUGACUGUCUUCACCUUUACGGAAAGCGCCAAACAUGCGUACCGCUCCAUAGGCGCGUUCGUGAAGCACGUCACGAAUGCAGAGUCUACUCCAAGCAAUCCGUUCCCUCAUUUUACUGAUUUGACGGAUCCAUCCAGGAUGAUCCGUCAAAGGGUCGACAUCAAAGGCGAGUUGAGAGCGAUGGAACCAAUGGAGGAAAUGGACGUCUUGAAUAUCGAGCCCGGACAAAUCGGAAUAAUCAAGGAACAACCGACCGUACGGUGGUUCAAGGGCCAACAGCAAUGGGACAAGAAGUACAAACGAACGGCGGAGAAAGCGAUGAAGAAGAGGCAGAGGAAUCUAGAGAAGGCCGAGAAAAUUAUCGCCCACGCAAAAGAGCAAGGACUGCAGCAUGUUUCAGAUUCUGGUGUUGCAACGACGCCAGACUCCGCAUCGUUGCAUGAGACGGGAGGUGUCAUUGAGCGGGAGCGACGAUGGGGCCCACUAGACCUUGAUGACGAGCGACCACCACCCUCGGCCAUCGCAAAAAGGCUCGAUACACCAGAAGCCCUCGCAUUAUUGAAGAAACAUAUCUACCAUACGGCUCCCGCUACCCACCGAACCAUACCCAAGCUUAAGUUGUCGGAUGCAGUCAAGGCGGCACUGGACCCCAAUGACGAUCCCAACAAGCCUCCCAAACAGUCUGUGGCUGAGGCGCAAGUUCGCAAUAACAUUGGCUUGAACGGCAUGCGCGUUUGGGAUGUGCUUCUCGGGUACUUUAUGAGGAAGAGCACCGAGACGGCGGAAAACGGCAAGGAGGCUGUCAAAAACGCAGUGAACGCUUGA